This is a messenger RNA of Rotaria sordida, 234 nucleotides long. The record is from the annotation of a GenBank genome assembly. Lineage: Eukaryota; Metazoa; Rotifera; Eurotatoria; Philodinida; Philodinidae.
AUGCUAACAAAAGCUGAUCAAGAAUUGUAUAAAAAUUUUCCAAUUGUUAUUUCUGAACGAUGUGAAAAAGCAUCAAAAAUUUGUGGAGCUGAUGUAAGUAGUACAACAUCUACAAAUGUUAAUCCAGAUCAACAAUUAUCUUCCGGUAAUCGUCAUAAUGCAUUAUCAGCUUCUUCUGCUACUCAUAGCGCAUUAAUGAAAAACAAUGUUGCUGCAGCUGCACUUCAGGAUUAA